CCCGGCCAGGGGCCGGUCAUGGAGCGGGCCAAGAUGGCGGAGCCGGAGAGCCUGGAGACGGCGGCGGAGCACGAGCGGAUCCUCCGCGAGAUCGAGAGCACCGACACCGCCUGCAUCGGGCCCACGCUGAGGUCCGUGUACGACGGCGAAGAGCACGGCCGGUUCAUGGAGAAACUGGACUCCCGCAUCCGCAACCACGACCGGGAGAUCGAGAAGAUGUGCAACUUCCACUACCAGGGCUUCGUGGACUCCAUCACCGAGCUCCUGAAAGUCAGAGGAGAAGCCCAGAAGCUCAAGAAUCAAGUGACGGACACCAACCGGAAACUGCAACACAAAGGGAAGGAGCUGGUCGUAGCGAUGGAGGAACUGAAGCAGUGUCGACUGCAGCAGAGAAAUAUCUCCGCGACGGUGGAUAAAUUAACGCUGUGCCUUCCAGUGCUGGAGAUGUACAGCAAACUGAGGGAUCAGAUGAAGACCAAGAGGCAUUACCCGGCGUUGAAAACCCUGGAACACCUGGAGCACGUCUACCUGCCCCAGGUGAGCCACUACCGCUUCUGCAAGGUCAUGGCGGACAACAUCCCCAAACUGCGGGAGGAGAUCAAGGACGUGUCCAUGUCGGACCUCAAGGACUUCCUGGAGAGCAUCCGCAAACACUCGGACAAGAUCGGGGAGACCGCCAUGAAGCAGGCCCAGCAGCAGAGAAGCCCGGACGACACCGUCUCCCGGCACCCCCGAGCCGGGAGCCGCAGGAAGCCCAAGAAGGACGGCCACGCCGGGCCGGAUUCGGAGACGGAGAGCACGAGUCCCAGGUCCGAGCAGGACUCGGGCAUCCUGGACGUGGAGGACGACGAGGAGGAGGACGAAGAGGUUCCCGGAACUCAGGAUCUGGUGGACUUCUCUCCCGUGUACCGAUGCUUGCACAUAUACUCGGUGUUGGGAGCCCGAGAGACCUUCGAGAACUACUACCGGAAACAGAGACGAAAACAGGCCCGCCUGGUGCUUCAGCCCCCGUCCAACAUGCACGAGACCUUAGACGGCUACCGGAAAUAUUUCAAUCAAAUUGUAGGGUUUUUCGUGGUCGAGGAUCACGUCUUACACACGACCCAGGGCUUGGUCAACAGAGCCUACAUCGACGAGCUGUGGGAGAUGGCCCUGUCGAAGACGGUCGCGGCGCUGCGGACGCACUCCUCCUACUGCUCCGACCCGAACCUAGUGCUGGACUUGAAGAACCUCAUAGUGCUGUUCGCGGACACGCUGCAGGUGUACGGCUUCCCGGUGAACCAGCUCUUCGACAUGCUGCUGGAGAUCAGGGACCAGUACGGCGAGACUCUGCUGAAGAAGUGGGCGGGCGUCUUCAGAGGCAUCCUCGAUUCUGACAACUACAGCCCCAUCCCGGUGACGGACGAGGAGCUGUAUAAGAAGGUGGUGGGGCAGUUCCCCUUCCAGGACGACGAGCUGGAAAAGCAGCCGUUUCCAAAGAAGUUUCCUUUCUCCGAGUUUGUGCCUAAGGUUUACAAUCAAAUCAAAGAGUUUAUCUACGCCUGUCUCAAGUUCUCCGAGGAUCUGCACUUGAGCUCCACGGAGGUCGACGAUAUGAUCCGGAAGUCCACCAAUCUGCUGUUGACCCGGACCCUGAGCAACUCCCUGCAGAACGUCAUCAAGCGCAAGAACGUGGGUCUGACGGAGCUCGUCCAGAUCAUCAUCAACACCACCCACCUGGAGAAGUCCUGCAAGUUCCUCGAGGAGUUCAUCACCAACAUCACCAACGUGCUCCCCGAGACCGUUCACACCACCAAACUCUACGGCACCACCACUUUCAAGGACGCCCGCCACGCGGCCGAGGAGGAGAUCUACACCAACCUGAACCAGAAGAUCGACCAGUUCCUGCAGCUGGCCGACUACGACUGGAUGGCCGGCGAUUCGGGCAGCAAAGCCAGCGACUACCUGCUGGACCUCAUCGCCUUCCUGCGGAGCACCUUCGCCGUCUUCACGCACCUGCCCGGCAAAGUGGCUCAGACGGCUUGCAUGUCGGCCUGCAAGCACCUGUCCACCUCGCUGACGCAGCUCCUCCUGGAAGCGGAAGUGAGGCAGCUCACCCUGGGAGCCUUGCAGCAGUUCAACCUGGACGUCCGGGAAUGCGAACACUUUGCCAGAUCCGGCCCAGUGCCUGGAUUUCAGGAGGACACGCUGCAGUUAGCCUUCAUCGACUUGAGACAACUUCUGGACCUGUUCAUCCACUGGGACUGGUCAACCUACCUGGCCGACUACGGGCAACCCACCUGCAAGUACCUGCGUGUCAAUCCCACCACGGCCCUCACCUUGCUGGAAAAGAUAACCAGAGAGAUGAGAGACACCAGCCGCAAGAACAACGUCUUCGCGCAGUUCCGGAAGAACGAACGGGACAAGCAGAGGCUGAUCGACACGGUGGCCCGACAGCUCCGGGGCCUCAUCCACAGCCAACACCUGUGAGCGCCCUCGCCCGCCCUCGCCCGCCUGCCCACCCGCCGAACCCUGGAGCCAGCCUCCUCUCAAGAGAACUGAUGGAUUUGUUUGGUCUUUACUCUCCCGUGUACAGUAUUCCCGAAGCCUCUCCCAGCGAGGGGAGAGAGAGCGCGAGAGCGUGAGUGCGGCUACGUUAAUCACCACGUAAUGGGAUCUCACCGCACCGUUUGCUCUGGGCAGUUGAGGUGGCGUCAGCAUUGCCGGCUUCGGCUUUCCCUCGCAGAGGCCAGGGACGGGAUGGGCAACGCUGCCAUAUUGGGGGGGUUGCUUGGGCCGACAGGGAAGGCCAAGGGGAUCCCCUUCCUUCCCCCAGCCUGCCCUGACCACCGACCCCUGACCGUGGACGGGGCCCAGAGCUGUGAAGCGGGGCGGAGAGGUCGGGGGGCAGAGAGGUGAGAGGGUAGGGGAAUAGGGGGUGGGCUGGCCAGUGUCCCCAGAACCAAGCCCCAGCAGAUCCUCACACCAGACCUUCCUUCCAUGGGGCAGAUCAACUGAUCACCUGGGUCUCAGAUUCCCCGAUGUGACAUCUUGAAGGGUCCCCACCCUUCCUGCCUAGAGAGGACUGGGGGCGGGAGGGGGCAGAGGAGGCCCUCAAAAUUGGGACCCAGGGAAAACUCUGAACGAGGCUGGCGGGAAUCCGCCACUAAGGCCGGACCUCCCUCCAGAGACCCUGCGGCCGGGGGACGGAGCUAGGAAGGGGACCUGGUCCCCGAACCACAAACCCCUGGUAUCUUGGGGUCGCCCUUCCGUGUCCUCAUCCGCUCUUCCCCGCUCUGUGUCCCGGCGGGCGGCUAGCCGGCCUCCGAGUGUCCUCGCGGGGCCAGGGGCCGCCCUUCCUCUCCGAGGCCGGGUCGCCGUAUCGCCAGGUUGCGGUUUGGGCAGAGAUGAGAGCCGUGGAAGGGCGGCCCCGUGCCCGGUGAAGCUCCACUUGGAUCUGGUCGCACCACGGGCAGGCGCUGGGCAGAGGACCAGGGACCGCCGCCGUGCCCUCCCCGGAGCGGAACGUUGCUCCCGCUUCGCCGACCGGCCUGGCCCAGUGCCCCCUCCGAGCGGUGACUUCACCGCGUCCCACGCUCCCCCGCUGCAGAUUGCCAGCGGCGAUAGCGACACUCCUCCCCGGACUGCCCUUUCGUCUCUGCCGCAGUUCCGGGAUCUGCCGUGCCCGGCCGGGGGCUCGGGGCUCCCCGCGCCCCCGCUGGGCCGAGGCCCGCUCGGUUCCCGAGGCCCCGCCCGCUUCCAGCGGGGAGAUAAGCCCCCUCCGUCACGGCGCGGCCGCUCGAACCCUCAGCUCUGGCGAGGGGGAUGCCCGGCUUCCUCGGCCGUGGGAAUCCCCCUUCCCAUUUCCCAAGGCGACCCCAGCCCCCCGCUCGCAGCCAGAGAACAGACGAGCGGGCCGCCCCAGGCCCGGGGGGGGGUCUCACGGUCUCGGCCGUCCCGGGCCGGGGGCUUCGCGGGCCGGACCUCCCGCUGCCCGGACCGUUCCCCGGGCAGCCUGGGAGUCGGGCUCCCGCUCACCGGGAACAGCGGGCCGGCCGCCUCCGGCGAAGCCGUCGACACGAGUCACGGGCCGGGCCGGGGCCCGACGCCACAAGGCGCCCCGUGGUUCCCACGAAGACCGCCCAGCUCCCGUGGUCCCGGCGGGGGGCGCGGGCGAAGGGCGGCCGGCGGGGCGGGCGCCCCUCCGGCCCGGCCUUCACCCACGCGGCCCGGGGGCGUCGGGGGGCGAGCUGGGAGGCGGAGGAGCCGGAACCGGGCGACGGAGCCAGAGAUAGGGACAGGCACUUUAAAAGACUCCAGAAACAUGCUGCUGCAGCUGCUGGCCAGAGCCUAAUUGAGCAUCAGCAAGCAGUGACAAAGAAGCUGCACUGGCAGUUCCAGUUUUUAUUAGUGGGCGGACAGACUCUCAUUAAACACGAUUCCUAAUCGCUUUUGUCAGUCAGCCGCUCACUUGCUGCUGGGGAGGGUGGGGACACCCCUCCCCUGCUCCUCCUCCUCCUCCUCCCCCUCCCCCCCCCUCCUCCGGGCACCUCCCGACAACCAAGGGAGGAAGAGAAUACGCAAGGGCGCGCACACGUACAAGUCCCCCCUCCGCACAGGGAGGAGCCGGAGGUGUGAACUCCACCGGGGAGAAUGCGCCUGGUCCAGUCUGGCCUCCGCCGCCCGCCCGGUGACCCGAAAGCUCCACCCCGAGGGCCGCCCCAGGCCCGAGCCGCAGACGGGAGGGAAGAGAUAGGGACAGGCGCGGAAGCCUCCCGCGGCCCCGGCGGGAGAGGUACUCCGGAGCUGUGCCUCGAGGGAGGGUUUUCCGGCCGGAGGCGCGGAGCCACCCCCGACGGGCCCGGGAAGGAGGAGGCACCGCCGGGACGGACUGGGGACCGCCGGGGGCCGCCGUACCCGUGCCACUCCGUGGAGCAGGAGGGGACUCCUGCCCCGGGCGGGCACCUCUCCCACCAUCCCCGCCAGUGCCGGACGAGCCUUCCCGGACGCGGAGCGACCCAGAGCGCUCCCUCACACUCCCGGACCGCCGGCCCGACUUCCGAAACCACCUCCCCGGCACCGCCCCGUGGGCCGGCCUCCGUCGCGGGCAGAGACUCUGGCAGAGCCUGAACAGAGCACCCCCAGCUCAGCGGGUCCCGGGCCCGGGGGAGGGUCGGAGCGGCCCGACCGCACCGCUUCAUCCCUGACCGCAGUUCUCCGUCCCGUUCCACGUGUUCCCGGUGCGGCCCCUUCCCGCGGUUCUCCCGGGCAGCCGCAGCGGAGCCACGCGGGGCACGGCCGGAAUGCCCCUUCUCCUCCCCGCUCCCUCGUCUCCUCUCUCUCUCUCUCUUCCUCCCUGUCCUCUGGCCCGGGCGCCGCUGACCCCUUGUCCUCUCUGCGGCCGUGGCCAGGCCUGCCCGCGUCCAGGCCUGACCGCAACAGCUCCCGGAACCGCAUCCUAGGCCCGGGCGGAGCGGCAUCCCCGGACCCCUAAGUGGAGCGCCCCCAUCCCGCUCUCCUGUCUCCCCUCAGAUGUGGCCACACCCGGGGGCCGCCUCUUCCCCCGACCGCUGCUCUCCCAGGCCCCGGUUUUGUAUCCUGGGUGACUUUGUACCCGAGUGGGGGGGGUGGGGGUGGGGGGGAUCUGUUUUUUGCACAAAAGGGGGAACGUUUAGGAAAUUUAGGAUGAACGACUUUAAAGGGAACCUUCUUGUCUCUUUCUUGAAAACUCACUAGCCGAGCUGCUGGGGGAGAGCGGAGCUGCCCGGUCGGCGGUUCCAACCGCGUUCAAAAUAGCAUGUCGACUUCCCGCUGUACAUUUAUCCUCCUGUAACUCGUAUUAAACAAUUCCGCCCAUA
This is a messenger RNA of Ornithorhynchus anatinus (platypus), 5837 nucleotides long. It is a transcript of the gene EXOC6B, whose product is annotated as exocyst complex component 6B. Gene Ontology annotation, biological process: Golgi to plasma membrane transport; exocytosis; intracellular protein transport. The record is from RefSeq and is a predicted model, not a curated record. The transcript has 23 exons. Gene Ontology annotation, cellular component: exocyst; membrane. The coding region runs from base 19 to 2469 and encodes 816 amino acids. Lineage: Eukaryota; Metazoa; Chordata; Mammalia; Monotremata; Ornithorhynchidae.